Dentiscutata heterogama is the source of this 147-nucleotide messenger RNA. The record is from the annotation of a GenBank genome assembly. NCBI's taxonomy places the organism in Eukaryota, Fungi, Glomeromycota, Glomeromycetes, Diversisporales, Gigasporaceae.
CGUGUAGAUCUCGGUGGUCGCCGUAUCAUUAAAAAUAAUUUAGGCUUAGGAACGUUUUUAUGGGUAAAAUUACCCUUCCGACAUUUUGCUUCAAGAUACCGUUUUUCGUAUUUUUCACUCCUUACUUGUUUUGCCUCGUCGGGCUGA